ACAGUCUAUGUCAGUCUCUCAUUUUGUGAGGAAUUUUUUGGAAACAGGUGUAAACAUUCCUUCAGAAUAAAAUCCCUCGUAUUCAAGUUCCAUUCAGAAUAUUUCCUGCUGAUUCACUUUUGAAGAAUAGCUUCGAGUUCAUACAUAACUAUGGUGUGGUAAGCAAGCCAUGAGACUAUCGACGACAUGCCUCUUUCGGAGACAGACUGUGCCGCCACCUACAAAGUGUUGAUUGUGGGCGACGCCUUCGUCGGCAAGACGGCGCUUUUGAGAUGUCUGAUGGGAUAUGAGUUUGCGCCACAGAGCAGACCCACAGUCGCUGUCGAUUUUGUGACAAAGCCCUUCGAAGUGGAUGGAGCUUUAAUCCAGAUGAUGAUAUGGGAUACGGCGGGUCAGAGAAGGUUCAUGUCCAUGACACGUCAACAGUAUAAAGCGGUCAAGGGGAUCGCCGUGGUGUUUGACAUAGCAGAUAGAUCUACUUUUACACAUCUCUCCUUUUGGUUGGAAUCUAUCAAUAAUUGUGUAUCUAACUUCGCCUGUAAUUACGAGUCUGUUCCUAUCAUUCUGAUUGGGAACAAAAGCGACCUCACAGAGAGGAGGGCAGUGUCCGUGUCGGAGGCCAGAAAGUUUGCGAACAAGGAGAUGGCUUUUGAUUAUUUUGAAACUAGCGCCAAAACAGGGACCAAUGUAUUCGUCGCCUUCCAGAAAUUAGCAUAUCACGUGACAGAGAUAUGUAAUCCACAGGUGAUGAAAAGUUUUCAUCCACAUAUGUUACGACCCCCCGAAGUUCUGGACCGAGCAACAAAGAGGAAGCCCAGCGUGCCCUGUAAAGUUGAUGACGUCACAAGAAUUCCCGAGAGGAUAAAGCCCGUGGGAAAAUUCCGGACGUCGAUGCGCGGCGGCAAGUACAAAUUCCGGGUCCGGAAACGGAAAAAGAAACUUAGUCAGUGUUGUUCUAUACAGUGACGUCAUCAAAGCAUGAUGUAGUUACUGAGGACAAUAAACCUACCUGCUUGGCGCUUGACAUGAAUCAGGAUUUAUAAAUAAAAGAAACAAAUGUG
Messenger RNA from Magallana angulata, 1061 nucleotides. RefSeq lists its product as uncharacterized. Lineage: Eukaryota; Metazoa; Mollusca; Bivalvia; Ostreida; Ostreidae. The record is from RefSeq and is a predicted model, not a curated record. Gene Ontology annotation, molecular function: GTPase activity; GTP binding. The transcript is spliced from 8 exons. Bases 187 to 966 code for a protein of 259 amino acids.